AUGCUCCAUAGUCAUUUACCAAAAGAUACGACAGACACGACAGAUACGACCGACACGAUAGAUACGACCAACACGACAGAUACGACAGAAACGACAGAUACGACUGACACGACAGAUACGACAGACACAACAGAUACGACAGACACGACAGAUACGACCGACACGAUAGAUACGACCAACACGACAGAUACGACCGACAGGACAGAUACGACAGAUACGACUGACACGACAGAUACGACCGACAUGACAGACACGAUAGAUACGACCAACACGACAGAUACGACCGACACGAUAGAUACGACCAACACGACAGAUACGACCGACACGAUAGAUACGACCAACACGACAGAUACGACCGACACGACAGAUACGACAGACACGACAGAUACGACAGAUACGACUGACACGACCGACACGACAGAUACGACAGAUACGACUGACACGACAGAUACGACUGACACGACAGAUACGACCGACACGACAAAUACGACCGACACGACAAAUACGACCGACACGACAAAUACGACCGACACGACAGAUACGACCGACACGACAGAUACGACCGACACGACAAAUACGACAGAUACGACCAAUACGACAGAUACGACCGACACGACACAUACAACCGACACGAGAGAUACAACAGACACCAUGAACUUGACAGAUACAACAGACACGACUAGCUUUAUAUAA
Molecule: messenger RNA, 693 nt
Organism: Spodoptera littoralis (African cotton leafworm)
Lineage: Eukaryota; Metazoa; Arthropoda; Insecta; Lepidoptera; Noctuidae
Source: the annotation of a GenBank genome assembly